Molecule: messenger RNA, 216 nt
Organism: Prunus armeniaca (apricot)
Lineage: Eukaryota; Viridiplantae; Streptophyta; Magnoliopsida; Rosales; Rosaceae
Source: the annotation of a GenBank genome assembly
AUGCAGGAGAUUUUGAACUUUGGCAUGUUUAAAGAGCUUCAAGGUAUAUGCAGGGAUGGCAAUAAUACCCGUCGGGCCGGGGACCCGACCCUAACGGGGGGAGUUUUCGGGAGGAAAUCGGGGCCGGGUACAGGGAUCCCCGAAUUUGCAAAAUCCCCGACCGGGGGUGGGCCGGGGAUGGGAUUGUCAUCCUCAUCCCCGAACCCGGCCCAGUAA